AUGAAGGGUGAGACUGAAGUUAGGGAGGCUUCGAAUAAGUGGAGUUCCUGGGAAUGGGUUCAAUAUCGUAUGACUGAACUAUACCAAGCGUGUGUGGAUGAGUUUAAACAACUUUCGAGAGUAGAGAAUGUAGCUAUUACGGAUACAGUGAUCAUAAUGCCUAAAGAAAAUGCACUCGCUACGGAUACGUUGACCCUUAAUACUUAA
Molecule: messenger RNA, 207 nt
Organism: Prunus armeniaca (apricot)
Lineage: Eukaryota; Viridiplantae; Streptophyta; Magnoliopsida; Rosales; Rosaceae
Source: the annotation of a GenBank genome assembly